CGAAAGGCUUAUUAAGCACGGAGUAUGAUCUAAACCGAUUCCUCCCCUUUAGGUGCAAUAGAACUGAACAACUCUCUCCCUAAUUUCUUUCCUCUUUUUGUGGCGCCUACUCCAACGGCAAACCCUCUUCAUUGAUACACACUCCUGCUCCUCAACAAUAUGCAGCACCCAAGCACCGAAGCUUUCUUUUCCUUCUCCUGCUUCUCUCGGUUCCCGGCAGUAAGACCGUCGAUCCUUCCUUGUCCUCCUUCAACCUGCCGCCAAAUUGGUUUCUCCCUUCCAUCGAAAGAAAAUUGGGGAAGAACAAGCUUGAGGUGAAUUGGAGUCGCUAAUUUGGAUUCCGGUAAGUGUUUAUAUCUUCCAUAAUUAUUAUUCUGUGACAACUCCUGUACCCAUUUCAAAAAUGGGGUACCGUACCUAACACUCACUUGAUUUGUUCAAAUCAUUACAUCAUUUUUAAUUUAGAUUUAAAUAAUUCAACUACAUCAUUUUGAUUGGUCCAUGGACAAAGGUAUAGGUACCAUAGAAUCUACCUUAUUAUUUUCCCUAUUUUGAUUCACACACAAAUAUUCCUUUCUGGCUAGUCGGACUGGAGUGCCAUCUGGCCAGGCCGGAUAUGAGUGUCUUCAGGCUACAUGUCUUCAGGUGGUUCAGGUGGUAUUUUUGCUGUAAUUUUUUAAGCAUGUUUCUCAUGUGUAGAUUAUGUGUAAUUUUUAGGCUACCUCGUCUUGAGGUGGUUCAGGCCGGAUAUGAGUGUCGUCAGGCUACCGAAUUUUAGCUGAACAUUCAAUCCUGAAGGCAACCAAAUAAAUUUUUGAAAGCAACCGCAAUUUAUAUGCAUAUUUUGCUGCGGUUAUCUUCAAAAAAUUCACUGUCUGCCUUUCUGAUUGAAUUUUUAGCUAAAAUUUGAUGGACAUAAUCUACUCUUCAUGGGUAAUAUAUUCACUAAAUUUCAGCAAAAAAUAUCACAUGGAACCACCUCAAAACGAGGUUACGGACAUCAUUCCUGUCUGGUCAUAAUGUUUGUAUUGGUAUUCUAUAAGACUCGUGCUCAUACCCAUCCUUCCGUCCAAAAAUAUAAUAAGACUAUUUGAUAUGCACUUGCGGUCAUAUCUCGUGUAAUAGGAAUAGAUAAAUAAAGUUGGUCUAGUUUCUUUUGAUCUCCCUUACUGUAAUCAUAAGCACGUGUAUGAUUGAUGACUAUUCAUUUGUUCUAGUAAACAAGAAGACUGAAACUGCCCAAUUCAAUUAAAAAAAGCAAGGAAAGAAUAUUAUAAGACAAGUUAAUCUAAUAGUCCUUUAUUUGGAGUCAAUGGGAGAUAUGAAAGUGGAUUUUAAAAAAAAAUGUCUUAGCCAGACCCAUUAUAGUAAUGGUUGGAGUAAUAUUUGAUAAUGUGUGAACAUGUGUAUUUACGUACAAUAUGAAUCCUUAUGUGAAAUGGUAUUUAUUAGUAAAAGUAAUAUGGUUUUCAGAUCAAGUAAUUUUGUAUUUUCCUACCGACUAAAUAUGUAUAUGUGUGUGUAUGUGUUUGGGGAUGCUAUACAUAUGAUUAGUUAAUAUGGUCUAUGUUAACUACCUUAUAUUUGAAGCUGAGAUCUUGUUUACUACGGAGUACCUUAUAUUUGAGAGUGAGAAUUUCAAAAGUGUUAAUUUAGAUAAAUUAAGAAGAGAAAAAAUCCAGCAAGAGAUUGUCUGCAAGAAAGUGGGGAUGCAUCAACUUGGUCUAUGCGUUUCAAAAUUAGUAGCAGUUAUUCCUAAUUAGUAUGGAGGGAUAUUUUAGUUAUACAAUAAAAGAUUUUUUUGAACUUAAAUAACUAAAAAUGUUCAGUACUACGUAAUAUUUUUAUCCAUCACUUUUCUGCAAUAAUAUUAAUAAAAAAAUUAAAAAAUAAUCCAGGCCGGAUUAUAAAAAAUUAGAGUAUAUAAUCCGAACACAGGUAAGUGAUCGUUAAGCGGACAAAACAAAUCAAAAUGAAAUAUAUAUAUAUUAUAUAUAGGGACUGGUUCAUGUGAGAAAGGACUUCCAUGAGAGAAAUGAGAAUGAAUCUGAAUCGUUGGAUUGUAUUAUGUAAAAUUGAAUUGUGCAUUUGGUAAAAUUGAAAUGUGCAUUAAGUGAAAUUUAAAUGUGAAAAAGAAAAGUAAACCUCAAAUGUGCAUUACGAGAAAUUGAAAUGUGCAGAAUAAAAGGCACAAAAAUGCCACCGCAUCGUAGUUUUUAUUCUGCACAUUUCAGUUUCAUCUAGUGCACAUUUCAGUUUCCCAUUAUGCACAAUUCAGCUUCACAUAAUACCACUGUGUCUUACCUUUGGUGUUGCACAUUUCGAUUUCAGCUAAUGCACAUUUCAAUUUCACUUGAUGCACAUUCAAUUUCACAGAAUACAAUCUAACGGUCCAGAUUCAUUCUCAUUUCUCUCCUAAGAUCAUUUUCUCACUUGAACCUAAUUCUAUAUAUAUAUAUAUAUAUAUAUAUAUAUAUAUAUAAAUAAUAUAUGCUUAAAAUAGAUAGAUAAGAGAUCAAAUACAAACCAUGUUUAAAAUACUAACCUACAAACUCAAUAAUAUGCAACACUUUGAACUUCAAUAUGCAAUACAAAUAUUAUGCAACACUUUGAACUUCAAUAUGCAAUACAAAUAUUAUGCAAUACUUUGAACUUCAAUAUGCAUUACAAAUAAUGUAAAGAUGCACAGUUUGUGAUAGUUUGUAGGUUAGCAUGAGAGGACUAUCACAAACUGUGCAUCUUAACAUUAUUUGUACUGCAUAUUGAAGUUCAAAGUAUUGCAUAUUAUUUGUAUUGCAUAUUGAAGUUCAAAGUGUUGCAUAAUAUUUGUAUUGCAUAUUGAAGUUCAAAGUGUUGCAUAUUAUUGAGUUUGUAGAUUAGUAUUUUAAACAUGGUUUGUAUUUGAUCUCUUAUCUAUCUAUUUUAAGCAUAUAUUAUAUAUAUAUAUAUAUGGGUGAGAUCACAUACAAACUAGUCCUCUCAUGCUAACCUACAAACUAUCAAAAACUGUGCAUCUUUACAUUAUUUGUACUGCAUAUUGAAGUUCAAAGUAUUGCAUAAUAUUUGUAUUGCAUAUUGAAGUUCAAAGUGUUGCAUAAUAUUUGUAUUGCAUAUUGAAGUUCAAAGUGUUGCAUAAUAUUUGUAUUGCAUAUUGAAGUUCAAAGUGUUGCAUAUUAUUGAGGUUGUAGGUUAGUAUUUUAAACAUGGUUUGUAUUUGAUCUCUUAUCUAUCUAUUUUAAGCAUAUAUAUAUAUAUAUUAGAAAUCUUCAGGUCUGGAAUUCCGGACCAGAACCGCCUUCCGGACGACAGCGUUUAGGUUACUUCCCAGGGGAAUUUUUGGAUGAAUUUUUUUGGGAGUGUUUUUCAUCAAGUCUAGUUUAUCAACAAAACAUUUCAGCUAAAAUGUCAAUCGGGAAGGCAGUUAAAUAAUUUUUGGAAGAUAACUGCGUUUUAUAUGUAUAUUUUGGCGCAGUUAUUUUUCACAAAUUAUUUGACUGCCUUCCCGAUUGAAUUUUUAACUGAAAUAUUUUGUGGAUAAACUAGACUUAAUGAAGAACAUGCCCAAAAAGUUUCAUUAAAAAUUCCACCGGGAAGGGGCCCAAACGCUGCCGUCCGGACGGCGGUUCUGGUCACAAUGGCCUGACUGAAAGAGUACUCUCUCUCUCUAUAUAUAUAUAUAAAAUAAAGGUAUUUGUUAUAUCUAUCUCAAAAAAAAUGGAAGAGCUGAAUAAAAUAACAGAAAUCCUAUUCUUAUGCUCUGCAAGUUUGAAUAUAGUCAGUCUUCAGCUAAUUCUUCACCAAACUCUAUGAAAAUAGAGAACCCCAACAAUUUUAUUUCAUUUCAAAACUUGUUAACCAACUGAUUCUGCCAGAUUCAUUUACAUCACAUGCAUGUCUCCUGAAAGAUCAAACCUUGAGAUUGCUUUUGUGGCUAGCUAGGCACACGGAAUUGAAAACUCCAUGAGAGAAGUCAUAGAAACUGUGGAGAGAGCUUUACCUCAAGAUAAGGGACUCAUCCCUUGCAAAUCCCUUUUUGAGAUGUUACGUUCUGCAAUAUCAUUCAAUGCUAAUCAAGAAUGCAGAGAUGGACUGGAGUUGAGAAUUGGGAAACAGCUUGACCAGUCAACGGUCAAGGAACUACUUCUCAUAUUUCAUGUCCCGGAAGAAAAGUAUGACACUGAGUGUGUGAAGAGGAUGUUGAAGAUCUAUUAUGACAACUACACGAGUUCGGAGUUUUCGGGCUUCGUUAAAGUGGCAAACCUCAUGGAGGAAUUCUUGUGCGAGGUCGCGAGUGACAUAGACCUAAAAAUGGACACAUUUGCUUCACUUGCGGACCUAUCUGCUUCCGUUUCGAGUGAAGCCAAACGGAGCUCUGAUGGGAUCUACCGAGCGAUAGAUAUCUACCUGGAGAAGCACAUAUAUUUGACAGAAAAGGAGAGGGAGAAGCUGUGUGAUGUUCUGGAUUGCAGCAGGAUGUCAGUUGAAGCGUGCCAGCACGCUGCGCAAAAUAACCGCUUACCCACCAGGUUGCUGGUGCAGAUUUUGUUUGCAGGGCAUAUGAUGUUGAAGGACACAGUGGGGAAGGAGAUGAUUCAGUCUUGUGGAGCUUUGAUGGUUGAGAAGAAAGAUGAAGGAGGAGGGGUGGAGUUAAGUGCAAGUGAAGAUGAUGAUCAUGAGGUAAAGGCAGAGAUUGAAAAGAUAGGGAACAAGGUGUUGGAGUUGGAGAAAGAAUGCAAUAAUGUGAGGAUGCAAAUUCAAAAAGGGGGUUUCAAUAACAGUAAGGAGAGGAAUGAGAAGAAGAAGAGUGUGUGGAAAGAAAUGAAGAGGAAGUUUGGGUGCAUGACCACCAUGCAUGACUGCAGCAACAGCCAUGUGCAGAAGAAGAAAAAGGUGCAUCCAAGAUAGUAUGUAGCAGACUCCAGUUGCCUUUUUUCAAUAAAUUUAUAUGAUCUGUCAUGUUAUUUGGCUGGGGUUAAUUGCUAUUGUCGUCCCUAAACUAUGCCAUUUUUGCCAUUUUUAGAUCCUCAAUAACUUUUUGUAUCCUUUAAUAAGGGAUGUAAUCCCUAUAAUGAAUUCAA
This is a messenger RNA of Cuscuta europaea, 5078 nucleotides long. The record is from the annotation of a GenBank genome assembly. NCBI's taxonomy places the organism in Eukaryota, Viridiplantae, Streptophyta, Magnoliopsida, Solanales, Convolvulaceae.